This is a messenger RNA of Effrenium voratum, 588 nucleotides long. The record is from the annotation of a GenBank genome assembly. Lineage: Eukaryota; Dinophyceae; Suessiales; Symbiodiniaceae.
AUGCGUAUUACAACGCUGGCCAAGCUGGCUUUCUCGGCAUCGACGGAUGACCUGAAGGGCCUCAUCAGAGAAGGCGAUGAGGCAGUGAGUGUUGGACAGUUGAGCUGCAUUAGACGUUUGGUCUUCGAGGCUCAGACCAUCGUGAUUGCACAGGUCAAGUCACUGGUUGAGAACAGGCCUGAGGGUUCGUUGCAACUUGCACCCGCCGAGCGGUCGGAGCGCAUCAAGAAGCAGGUGGAGCGGCUCAAAGGCGCUCACGCGAAGGGCCUAGCCAUGGACCUCAUGCAGUUGGCAACAUACGCCGUCGUGGAGGAGUAUAAUUCCAUGUUGCUGAACCAUUUGCAGAGCCACGCCAUUCCAGGCUACAACAAGGUGACGCUGCAGCAAGUUUUGAAGGCGGAUCAGCAAGCCUGGGUUCGUCUUGCGGAGACGCUGACGUCAGGUGUGAAACGCGCUGCUGACGGUUCUCUGCCCAUGGAUGCCGCCAUUCAAGCCUUGGCCAACGAUCCCAAGUUUACCUUUUAUUUGCUGCCGCUUCCGUUGGCGUCGCAGAAACGUUCGCUGGAAGAUGCGGCUGAGAGGAGCUGA